CCAUUGGGGAGAGCUGACAGAGGAGAGACCUAUACAUGCUGCUUUGUAUUUCUCUGCACAACAGAGAAAUACAAAGCAGCAUGUCUCCCUAGUAAAACACAAACAGCACAUAAUGUAAAACAUAGCACACAGUUAACCCUUUGAUCGCCCCAGAUGUUAACCCCUUGCUGCCUAGUGUCAUUAGUACAGUGUCAGUGCUUUUUAUUAGCUCUGAUCACUGUAUUAGUGUCACUGGGGAUGUCAUUGGCAGUUAAUCAGUUCUCACCCAGUGUCAGAAUGCACGCCGCAGUCCGGCUAUAA
Messenger RNA from Staurois parvus, 300 nucleotides. The record is from the annotation of a GenBank genome assembly. NCBI's taxonomy places the organism in Eukaryota, Metazoa, Chordata, Amphibia, Anura, Ranidae.